Messenger RNA from Castor canadensis (American beaver), 2816 nucleotides. It is a transcript of the gene Pitpnb, whose product is annotated as phosphatidylinositol transfer protein beta. Gene Ontology annotation, biological process: phospholipid transport. Gene Ontology annotation, molecular function: phosphatidylcholine binding; phosphatidylinositol binding; phosphatidylinositol transfer activity. Lineage: Eukaryota; Metazoa; Chordata; Mammalia; Rodentia; Castoridae. The record is from RefSeq and is a predicted model, not a curated record. Gene Ontology annotation, cellular component: cytoplasm.
GGGGCGGGGCCGCGCAUGCGCCGGGAGAGGCGGUAGCGGCGGCGGCGGCAGCUGUGAGGGGGUUCCGGGAAGAUGGUGCUGAUUAAGGAAUUCCGUGUGGUUUUACCAUGUUCUGUGCAGGAGUAUCAGGUUGGACAGCUUUACUCUGUAGCAGAAGCUAGUAAGAAUGAGACUGGUGGUGGAGAAGGAAUCGAGGUCCUAAAGAAUGAGCCUUACGAGAAGGACGGAGAAAAAGGGCAGUACACACACAAAAUUUACCACCUGAAGAGCAAAGUUCCUGCGUUCGUGAGGAUGAUCGCUCCCGAAGGCUCCCUGGUGUUUCACGAGAAAGCCUGGAACGCGUACCCCUACUGCAGAACAAUUGUGACGAAUGAAUAUAUGAAAGAUGAUUUCUUCAUCAAAAUUGAAACGUGGCACAAGCCAGACUUGGGAACACUAGAAAACGUUCACGGUUUAGAUCCAAACACAUGGAAAACGGUUGAAAUUGUCCACAUAGACAUUGCGGAUCGGGGUCAAGUUGAGCCAGCGGACUACAAGGCUGAUGAAGACCCGGCCCUAUUCCAGUCAAUCAAGACCAAGAGAGGCCCUCUCGGACCCAACUGGAAGAAGGAGCUGGCAAACAACCCUGACUGUCCUCAGAUGUGUGCCUACAAGCUGGUGACCAUCAAGUUCAAGUGGUGGGGGCUGCAGGGCAAAGUGGAGAACUUCAUUCAGAAGCAAGAGAAAAGGAUAUUCACCAACUUUCAUCGCCAGCUUUUCUGCUGGAUUGACAAGUGGAUCGAUCUGACGAUGGAAGACAUUCGGAGAAUGGAGGACGAGACUCAGCGCGAACUAGAGACAAUGCGUAAGAAGGGUUCCGUUCGAGGCACGUCGGCUGCUGAUGUCUAGAUGAGUCCCCCGUAGGGUCAGAGACAAAAUCCAACUGUUUACGUAAUCAAGGUCAAGUGAGGGGAACAAGUGCAGCCAGUGAUGAGUGAAGAAGAAUCUGACCAGUGUUGACGUUCCCGAUGUGUGACAUCACACGCAUACCUCCCAGCGUGUGUGUGUAGCUGUGCAUACGAGGCGUGUGGAGCCGCAGAUCCAGACACACGUGUGUAUAUAUGUGUACAUACAGACCAUCCUGAAGGGAUUAGGACCGCUUCUCCAAAGUACUGUACCUAUCUUCAGCAAGAAUGCAAAAGAAAAUAUUUUCAAUAUAUAUACUGGAACAGAUUUUAGUAAUUAUCAGAGUAAUCCCAUUCACGGACAAACUGACUGCGCUGUGAUACGAGCUGGUGUGCGUCACGAGUGUCAAGUUGUGGACCAAUACAUAUAUACAGCCUUUGGUACUUCUCUGUUCUUUCCACUCAGUCUCUUAUACACUUUUGGUUUUGCCCAUAAGCAACAGACUCCCACAGAAAGCUUUCGUACAUUUUUUGGUGUUCCGGUGACUCUGAAAUGUAAACUCUGAAUGUAUUUAUAGCUAUUUAUUUCGGGAUGGUCACUAUCCUCCAGCCAAAUUUGAGGAUCUCUGCUAAGUCAAGGGUAGGGUCACAGGCCAGUUUUUCCUAGUUUGCCCCAAGGGAAGAGUCCUUUUAAAAAAAAAAAAAAAUUCCAGUUUUUAUUGGAUUUUUAUAUUUUAAAUUUCAAAUAUUUUUCUAUAUCAAACCUAGCAAAAAUUGAGACGAUGGUUUGUGAUUUAUAAUAAACACAUGGCAAUUUUCAGGCUCUUGUGAGGCAAACAAAGAAAUCAGUAAAUUAAUCAUAAUGGUAUCAUGGGUUAUGCAGCAAACCAGAAGUGUAGUGCUUCUGUGAAGUCUUGGUUCUCAGCAGACUUCUGGAGCUGUAGCGGGAGGCUGUGCACACGGCCCGCCUGGACCCCUCAUGGAUGGGAGAGGGAGGGGCAGUGGGAAGGUGGAGGCGUUUCUUCUUUCCCUGAGGUAGGAGCACUUCAAGAUGCAGCACCGUGUGGAGACCCUGCGAGGGGCCCCGGGCCCUCUGACCUCUGGGUGUCUCUGGUUGCACAUCAGAAACACACCCCGAAUGGGCGUCCUGGAGACAGACACUGGUCAGAAGUUGGUCACUGCCACCUUUUUUUUGUUUUUGUCUUUUUUAAGGAAUAAUAGGUAAGAUUUUUUUAUCCGCUUUCGCUAUCUCAAUGCAGUUUUUCUCCGGUCAGUCCUGGAAGCUUGAGUAAAUGGACACUGUUGAAGCCUUCAGGUCACAAAUUGUCUUGAACCUCUGUCCCUGCUGGAAUGCACCAACCUUUGAGGUCACCUCACGCUAGGCGUUGGGCCUGCCACAGGCCUUCCCUCCUUGUUCCUCACCUGCCCACGCGUCCUGUGUGUUCAUCCCUGCCCCGUCCCCACGAUGGCGUGAGUUGGGUGAUGUGCGUGACUACCGCUGCCUUGCAGUACCGUUACCCUCAGAGCCCCCUCCCUGGCUGCCCGCGUCUCCGCGUGCUCAGGAUCGAGGCUGUGUCACUCUGGGCGCUCUUGGGAGAUGGGCUUGCUUAGAGCCCAUCGCUGUCUGUGGAGUGUGAGUCUGCCCUCGCCUGGUAAUGAACCUGGCUGUCCCUCCAGGAGCCUGGGCACAUGGGAGGUGCCAGCCCGGCCUGUGACUUUGAUGCUUUCCUAACAGCUGUGGAGACUGGAGGUGCGCGGUGAAUGUAAAAUACCUGGUUUACUUGGCGGUCUCUCGUGUCAAUUACAGUAAAACGGAGUAAUGAAAUUUAAACAAGAAAUAAACUUGAUCACAAAGGCCACCGUGUGCUUACGUGCUUGCUUCCCUGGUGCCACGCCUGUCCCCAGCACCGCCAACCACUUCUCUGCUAGUUU